Molecule: messenger RNA, 2219 nt
Organism: Oxyura jamaicensis (ruddy duck)
Lineage: Eukaryota; Metazoa; Chordata; Aves; Anseriformes; Anatidae
Product: zinc finger protein 345-like
Exons: 3
Coding region: 1-2178 (725 amino acids)
Source: RefSeq, a predicted model, not a curated record
AUGGCCAAGGUUGGAUUGGACGGGGUUUGGGGUGUUGGAGAUGAUGAAAUUGGGGACGUUCCAUCGUUGGAAGUGGCCAAGAAAACUCAACCCAACCCAAACCCAACCCAUCCCACCUCAACCAACCCAACCAACUCAACCCAACCCUACCCAACCCAUCCUGGACCUCCCCGGGGCGACGUGGGCGAAGCGCGGGCCGGGGGCUUUGGGCUCACCCGUGGCCGGGUGCUCCCAGAGCCCCCCCUUGCCCCCGCAGAGGCCGGGCUGCUGAGCGAGCAGGAGGAGGACGAGCCCCCGCCGGGCCAACCGGAGGCGGGCGACGCCGAGGGGACGCCGCCGGCGCCCAAACCCAAGGGACCCAACCCUCCCGGCGGCGGCGAGGGGACGGCGACGACCGGCGAGCCGCCGAAACCCGAGGGGCCGCCCCGCGCCGGCAAGCGGGCCGGCAAAUCGGGCCACCGGGCCGGCUUCAAGAAGUUCCCCCAGCGGAGCCUCCUCGGCCACGGGCGGUGCCACGACUGCGGCAAAGCCCUGGCUUUCGGCGCCGCCUUCACCAAGCGCCGGCGCGGGGCGGAGAAGCCCUACAAGUGCCCCGAGUGCGGUAAGUGCUUCCGGCUGAGCUCCACGCUCAUCACCCACCAGCGGCGGCACGCCGGCGAGAAGCCCUACAAGUGCCCCGAGUGCGGCAAGAGCUUCAGCGUGGGCUCGGCCUUCAUCCAGCACCAGCGGGUGCACGGCGCGGCGGCGGCGCCGUGCCAGUGCGGCGUCUGCGGCAAAACCUUCCCGGCCAGCUCGGGUUUGGUGAAGCACCAGAAGCAGCACCUGGAGGAGAAGCCCUACAAGUGCGGCGACUGCGGCAAGGGCUUCAACUGGAAUUCCCACCUGGAGCGGCACCGGCGCAUCCACACCGGCGAGAAGCCCUACGCCUGCCCCGAGUGCGGCAAGAGCUUCAGCUGGAGCUCCCACCUCGACCGGCACCGGCGCACCCACGCCGGCGGCGCGGGGCAGUGCGGCGAGUGCGGCAAGGGCUUCGGCAAGGGCCCGGCCACUUUGGCCAAGCGCCGGCGUUUGGCCGGCGCCGCCGCCGAGAAGCCCCACAAGUGCGGCGAGUGCGGCAAGGGCUUCGGGCUGAGCGCGGCGCUGCUGCAGCACCAGCGCGGCCACGCCGCCGGCAAGCCCUACGAGUGCGGGGACUGCGGCAAGAGCUUCGCCUGGAGCUCCCACCUCGACCGGCACCGCCGCAUCCACGCCGGCGAGAAGCCCUACCGCUGCGGCGACUGCGGCAAGGGCUUCUCGCAGGGCUCCCACCUGGAGCGGCACCGGCGCGUCCACGCCGAGCCCUGCUGCGGCAAGCGGCGGCGGGGGGCGCGCGGCGAGCGGCCCGGGGGUUGCGGCGAGUGCGGGCAGAGCUCGCGGUGGGGCGCCCGCCCCCGGCCGCCGAGCCACAAGUGCAGCGAGUGCGGCAAGAGCUUCCCGCAGCGCGCCGAGGGCGUCAAGCACCAGGGCACGCAGACCGGCGAGAAGCCCUACACCUGCCCCGAGUGCGGCAAGAGCUUCGGGCAGAACUCGGCGCUGGUCAAGCACCGGCGCAUGCACACCGGGGAGAAGCCCUACAAGUGCGGCGACUGCGGCAAGGGCUUCAUCCAGAAGUCGGACCUGACCAAGCACCGGCGCAUGCACACCGGCGAGAAGCCCUACAAGUGCCCCGAGUGCUCCAAGUGCUUCAGCGUCUCCUCCAACCUCAUCAAGCACCGGCGCAUCCACCUGGGCGAGAAGCCCUACGGCUGCCCCGAGUGCGGCAAGAGCUUCAUCCAGCGCUCCGAGCUCACCAUCCACCGCCGCGUGCACACCGGCGAGAAGCCCUACAAGUGCCCCGAGUGCGCCAAGUGCUUCAGCCGCAGCUCCCACCUCAACCGGCACCAGCGCACCCACGCCGGGGACAAGGCCAAGGGCGACGCCGCCAACGACGCCGCGCCGCCCCCGCCGCCGCCGCCCCCCGGCGCCUUCCCCGCGCCCCCGCUGCCCCCGUUCCCCGCCGCCCCCGCCGCCCUGCCCCUGCCCCCCCUGGAGCUGCCCUGGGCCCUCCCGUUCCCGGCCCGAGCCUUCCCCCCGCCCCCCGCCUUCCCCCCGGCCGCCUCCCCCCCCGGCGCCCCCCCGGCCUCGUCCCUCAUCAACUGAGCGGAGGCGGGGCGACGGGACCCCCACCCCCCCGCUGGGGU